AUGGAUCAGUCCACUACUCUGGACAUAGAGUCACUGAAGAUCACCCAGGAGCAGUUCAUCCUCGCCUCCCAGUCCCUGCACCUCCAGCGGCCGGGCUGCGAUGCCGUCUACCCGGUGGGCCUGUACGGCUGGAGGAAGAGAUGCCUCUACUUCUUCCUGCUGCUGCUCCUGGUCACCAUGAUCGUUAACCUGGCGCUCACCGUCUGGAUCAUCAAAGUCAUGAAUUUCUCAGUGGAUGGAAUGGGAAACCUCCAUUUGAACCAGGACGGGAUUCGCCUGGAGGGGAUCUCCGAGUUCCUGCUGCCUCUCUACGUGAACGAGAUCCAGUCAAGAAAGGAAAGCUUGUUGGCCUUUCGAUCAGAGAAGAACGUGACGCUGAACGCCAGAGACGAGCGCGGCCAGCUGACCGGCCAGCUCACUGUGGGACCUGAGGCUGUGGAGGCCCAGUGUCAGAGGCUGGAGGUGCGAAGUCGAGAUGGAGGAAGACUCCUGUUCACUGCAGAUGAAGAGGAGGUCACCAUGACAACAGAAAAGUUCACCGUCACAGGUUCCGAAGGCGCUGUGUUUGGACAUUCAGUAGAAACUCCUCUGAUCCAGGCGAAGGCAUCCGAAGACCUGAGAUUGGAGUCUCCAACGCGGACUCUGACCAUGGAGGCUCCCAGGGGGGUCGAGGCGAGCGCCGCCCAGGGGCCGCUGAAGGUCAGCAGCCGAAAGGAUCUGCUCCUGGAGUCAACAGAGGGCGAGAUUCUUUUAGACGCCAGCACCGUGCAGCUGGGCAGCCUCCCGCUCGGCGUCUACACGGCGUCUCCCAGUCAGGCGGCCCACGAGCAGGCCGUGUUCGAGGUGUGCGUCUGCCCCAGCGGCAAGAUCUACCUCUCUCCCGCCGAGAGCAGCUCCACCUGCCAGGCCAUGAGCAGCAUCUGCCUCUGGAGCUGA
Messenger RNA from Limanda limanda (common dab), 936 nucleotides. RefSeq names its product zeta-sarcoglycan-like. NCBI's taxonomy places the organism in Eukaryota, Metazoa, Chordata, Actinopteri, Pleuronectiformes, Pleuronectidae. Gene Ontology annotation, cellular component: sarcolemma; sarcoglycan complex. The transcript is spliced from 8 exons. The coding region runs from base 1 to 936 and encodes 311 amino acids. The record is from RefSeq and is a predicted model, not a curated record. Gene Ontology annotation, biological process: heart contraction; cardiac muscle tissue development.